Messenger RNA from Aspergillus clavatus NRRL 1, 2589 nucleotides. RefSeq names its product C6 transcription factor FacB/Cat8 (gene facB). The transcript is spliced from 5 exons. The record is from RefSeq and is a predicted model, not a curated record. The coding region runs from base 1 to 2589 and encodes 862 amino acids. Lineage: Eukaryota; Fungi; Ascomycota; Eurotiomycetes; Eurotiales; Aspergillaceae. Gene Ontology annotation, biological process: DNA-templated transcription; regulation of DNA-templated transcription. Gene Ontology annotation, molecular function: DNA-binding transcription factor activity, RNA polymerase II-specific; DNA binding; zinc ion binding.
AUGCCUGGAAUUCUACCUAUGAAAGUGAUCAAGGUCGGCAACGGCUCGCAAAGCCGUAUCGCCCAGGCCUGUGAUCGGUGCCGAAGCAAGAAGAUCCGCUGCGACGGCGUCCGUCCAUGCUGCACCCAAUGCGCUAAUGUUGGUUUCGAGUGCAAAACAAGCGACAAGCUGAGCCGUCGCGCGUUUCCUCGUGGUUACACGGAAUCGUUGGAGGAACGGGUCCGGUCCUUGGAGGCGGAAGUGAGAGAUCUUAAGACUCUGUUGGAUGAGAAGGAUGAGAAGAUCGAUGUGCUGUCGCGUAUUCAUUCUUUUUCGCCCUCUGUGCAACAGAGGGCUCAGGCUGCUUCGCGGGCGUCGCCAGCUGCUGAGUCGGUGCGCUCGAAAGCUUCUGAUUCUGGGGAGGGUGUCAUUCAGAUUCCGGAUGUCUUGUCGGAAUCGGUCGACGCGCAGUGUGGUGGCCUUUCUAGUACGCGUGGAUUCUCAGAUGUCUUCACCAACAGACUUACUGAACAAGGACGACUUUCCUCGAGUCUCUCAACCCAGGCUCUGACAGCGUCGCCUGCGCCAAUUUCGCAUGCUCGCGUUGAUCAAGCCAUCAAAACCGCGCCACGGCUGGUGUCGGACCAGCUCAUCAACAUUUUCUUCCAGGAAUGGGCGCCAUUAUACCCUGUUGUCCACCGUCCGACCAUACUCAAAGCUUACGAGAAGUAUCUCUCAAACUCGGACUUUCUGCAGGGCAGCACACACGACAUGGCACAAUUGAAUUUGAUUUUCGGCAUUGCUGCCCUUGCCUCUACUUCACGAACCAACCAGGAUCCUACAUUCUUUGAGGACAACUGGUCGCCGAUCCUUGAGUCGCUCUCGAACGAUAUCUCAGUUUCGACGCUGCAAUGCUAUGUGCUCGCUCAGAUGUACUGCAUGACCAAGGGAGAUUACACUGGUCUGGUUCGCUACCGGGGUCUUGCCGUUGGUCUCUGCCAUCAAUUGAGACUCCACCAGAGUCAGAAGCGUUUCUCCUCCAACCCACUUGUUGCUGAAACACGCAAGAAGGUGUUCUGGUGCCAGUAUCUUCUCGAUCGUUUCACCGCUGCUUUGACCGGACUCCCCGUGCUUAUGCGCGAAGAGGACAUCCGCACAGAGUACCCCGAGGAUGUCGAUGAUGAGAAUGUCACCGAGACUGGCUUUCUGCCCACUCUUCCUGGCGAGUCCACUCGUAUUUCCAGUGCCCUCGCGUUGUUCGCUGCAUCCAGAAUCUUGAAUAAGGCCUUAGAGAGCCUGUAUCCUUCCGAUGGCGGUUAUAAGAUCUCGGUGUCGAAGAUGCGUACCGUGGCCGAACAACUGGAUGCGUGGGUGAAGAACCUCCCUGCUCAUCUGCGGCUUGAGUUCUCCCAAGAUAAGCCGAGCACAAAUAUUACAAGCAGUCGAUCGCCUCUUUUGUCGCUUGCUUACUAUUAUAUCCGUUGUCUCGUUCAUCGCCCUGCUGUUUGCUUUGGCGAAGAGCAUCUUCGGUCACAGUCUAUCCUCGCUACUUCUGACUCGUGCAAACAUAUUAUCCAGAUUCUGCAGCUGCUUGAUGAGCGGCGCCUUUGCCUUUCGAUCAGUGUGAACCGGAAAGAGCUGGUUUACUCUUCUGGUCUGGGUCUUUUGUGGCAGAGCCUUGGCCUGAAGCGCGAAAGCAAGCUCGUCAAAGAGAGUCAGAAACUACUCACUGCUGUCAUUGACCAGCUCGAGGCUGAGUGCGCCCCCGCGGCCGCCGAGUUUAGCUCGGUGGCCAGUGUGUUGGUCUCGCUCGACACCGGCAAGCGUGGGAGCUCCGCCAAUCCCCAAGCCAUGUCACCUCCCGCUCAGAAGCCGCUCAAGUCGCCCAAGAAGCACUUGCAAACUCUUAAAUCGCGCAUUGCUGGCCAUGCCGAGUCCAGCCAGCCAGCCAAAUCACUCUCCCGAAGGGCGACCAUCUCAGGUGCCAGCCCGCCAAUCAGUCAGCGUCAUAUCCGGUCCUCUAGCCGGUCUAGCCUGCCAUCCGAACACUAUCCCACCCAACAGAAUGACAUGAACAAGGCGUUCUACACUUCGCCCCACCUGGGACAGGACUCUAUCCAGAAUCUGUCCAGCUCGGCUCCCUCGAACGCCGCCGCCGGUACGAUGACCAUGGCGGAUUGGGAGUUUGUCUUGAGUGAUAUGGAUCGCGGCUACUCGAACAUCUUUACGGGGAUCUACGGGGGCAAGGAUUGCGGCGAAGACAGCGGUCCAUUUGCGUCGCUAACUGCAGAGUGCACCCACAAACCGGAGCCGACACCGAUGCUGACACCUGGACCGAAACAUGAUGUCCCCGGACUGUCCCCCGAGGCGUGGUCGGCCAGCAGCAGCAGCGAGGUCCUGGCUCAUCACGAAGUGAGUGCGGCGCCGCAGAGUGUCAUCAGCUUCUCGGAUGAGAGCAUGGGCAGUGCGGAGGACGCCCUGCCGUAUCAUGAUCUGCAGCUCCCCCUGGAUGAACUGGAUCCGUUUCGGGGGAUUCUGAUCCCGGCGGUGGAAGACGAAAUUGAUGAAUUUGGAAUGAGUCACGGAUGGAACCGACGGCUGGCCGUCUGA